Trichobilharzia regenti is the source of this 1473-nucleotide messenger RNA. The record is from the annotation of a GenBank genome assembly. NCBI's taxonomy places the organism in Eukaryota, Metazoa, Platyhelminthes, Trematoda, Strigeidida, Schistosomatidae.
AUGGAGCCUGCUCCUGUACUGGCUACGGUGGCAAACUUGAACAUCCUAAAGAGCCGGCUGCAGUCAGAGAAGUUAACGUUCCAGGGAAAACUGCUCGAGAUAAUACCUGUGGACCAAUCAAGCGAUGUUAGAAUGACUGAAAACCUGUUUAUUACUGGGAUCCCUAAAUCCACUACUAUUGAUCAACUAAAAGGUUAUCUUCCUGAUAACUGUCAGCCUAUCGACUUUAGACUGUUAGAUAGGAAUCCACGUUACAACAGCAUGGUUAUGGCAUUCUCCUCCAUCGAAGCCGCCACAAAGGUCUGUGAGCUGCUCCGUUCUUGGAAGCUAGGAGGUCGGUAUAUGAGAGUUUCCUUUACUGACUGUAUAGCACAAAAAAGUUAUGAUCUCUACCCAGCAAUCGUGGUUCCCAACUUCACUGCUAAUCCUGAUCGUUUACGCCAGUUAUUCCCAACUUCCAUCGAUGUUCAACUAGAUCGUGAGAGAAGGAAAGCCUAUGUCAAGUUCCCCUCACUGGAAGUCAGACAAGCUGCCAUCUCAGAACCUAAAUUCUUUGAUGGCAAAAAGCUGUCAAUUGGACUUGUAGGUGGACCAGAGCUAAAAACGGCUGUAAUCUUACGUGUACCAGCCAGUGUACAGGAUUCGGAACUCGAAAGUCUAUUCCCUGGUGUGGUUUCACUGUCACGUCAACCCAGGUCCCCUAAAGACAACUCUCCAGCCAUCAUCGCUGAGUUUAAAACAGCUGCUGACUUCUCCAAAGCUCUUUCUUCACCUGUGAUUUUGAAGGGACAAAAGCUGCUGAUAUUCCCCAAAGCCAUAUUCGUCGAUGACGUCCCCCAGAAAAAAAUUGAAAGCAUCAAAUCCACACGACAAGAUGGACCCCCUGCUAAAAAGAACAAAGCUGCCGAGGAGACCGGUGACGAAGACAAGCUAAAACUCAAAGUUAACAAGAUUCUGAAGGCGAAAGAAAUUGAUGAUGCUGGUGAUGAGGAAGUUGAAGAGGACGAUGAUGACGAGGAUGAUGAUGAGGGUGACGAAGAAGACAGCGAGGAAGAAGAAGAAGAGGAGGAAGAAGAUGACGACGACGACGAUGAAGAUGAGGACGAGGAGGAUGACGACGACGACGAUGAUGAUGAGAGUGAAGAAGACGCUCGCAUGACGUCAUCCAAUGACCAGAAGAAUAAGAAACCGCAAAAUAUGUCCUACAAAAAGCCAUUUGGUGAUGUCCAGAGGAUGAACAAUCGCCCUGGAGGUGGGGCUAACUUCAGAGGCAGUCCUAAAUUCGGUGGCAACCCAAAGCAUAAUUCACAACGUGGUCGUGGGGGUCAGUCUUUCCGUGGUCGAGGUGGUCAGUCUUUCCGUGGUCAUGGUGGUGGUCAGUCCCCGCGCGGUCGGGGUGGUCAGUCUUUCCGUGGUCGGGGCGGUAAUAGAGGAGGCUGGUCCAAACGAGGCAGUCAUAACAAAGAAAAAUAA